AUACAAAAGCAUAGAGAAGACUCAACAUGGCGCACCAUGAAUACCCUCAACAGAAGAUGACAGUGGGGAUGUGGAAGGAGUGUUGGAAUACCUCUGAUGUCGACUUCCACAACCCAGAUCUUAAUGAACUGUUCCUAAAAUAUCACAAAAGAAUGCUAACAAGGCCUGGUAUGAGAAUAUUUGUGCCUCUGUGUGGAAAAGCAGUGGAGAUGAAAUGGUUGGUGGAUCAUGGAUAUAAAGUGGUGGGAUUGGAGGUAGCACCUGUUCCUUGCAAGGCAUUCUUCGAUGAGAAUCACAUUCCUUAUCAAGUCUCAGACAUUGGGGCCAUCAGAGGGGAGAAGUAUGAAAGCUUAGAUCACAAAAUUGUAAUUUACUCCUGUGAUUUUUUCCAUCUUACUGUGGACAUAUGUGGAGAAUUUGAUGGGAUAUGGGAUAGCGGUGGCCUUAAUUCUAUGGAUGUUGAAGACAGGGAGGCCUACAUUCACAGAAUCCGAACGGUGAUGGGGAAGGGGUGCGUGAACCUGACUGAAUUUGUCAACUUUGACAAGUCUAUUAGCGAUGUUCCAUGGAGCAUGACAACCGAGGACUUGAAAAAAGGCUUUGGGAAAGGAUUCAAGGUUGAGGAGUUAACAAAAGAGACAGCCUCUAAGAGAUACCAAGACCAAGGCUGUUCCUCAGUGGAGUUGUUCAUGAUCACCAGGAUCUAAAACUUGGAAGAGUUGAAACCAGAAACCAGUUUAAAUGUUGUUUUUUCUUUAAUGUUAUUUUGCUCAAGGAUUUUUUUUUUGUUUACCAUGGGAACGACUUGAUAAAGAUAUUUGAAUUAUUACAUCAGUGCCAUACUUUUAAUUCUUCUAAGAUUUUCUGAUUUAUCUGGCAGCACUCAUCAGGUGAUUACAGCAGAGAGAUUAAGAGAGACAGAUUUAUAACCAGGAUUACAAGAGGAUCAAUAAGAAGACUAGUGGCAAGCAUCUAUAGCUGUGUUAUAUAAGCAUCUCAGUGGCUAUUAGAAAAUUCAUAUUCAAUAGCAUCUUAUGAAAUUCAAAUUUUAUACAAGUUCAUAUUCAUAUGAAAUUACGUACCAUAUAAUCAAAAUAUGUUGGCUUGCUUCUUUUUACAAAAAUCAAAAUUUGGGAAGCAACAUGAUGAUUUAAUGUCGGUUGUGUUUGUGAAAUUACUUACAGUAAAAUUGUGUGACCUUUAUUUUCAUCAACAGUAUUUACCCAAUCAUUUUACUCAGGUUUUAUUUUUUUGAUUACUCUCUGGUGUUUAUGUAUUCAGUGCAAUGUUUAUCUUUGUAUUACCUUUGUAUUAAAAAUUUAUUUCAUUCAUAAAAUCCAACUGUAUUUUUUCCUUUGGGCUAAAGAGCCACAGUUUAUUAUAUUUUGCAAAUUUUUUUAAUGAACAAGCAUGAAGAACAUGCAUGGACAAAUUAAUUAGUAAUGUUGAAUGUUGUUUGCAUUUAUUUUUUGUGCUAAAGAUUAGUGCCAUAUAUAGUUAUACAUAUAUUUUUUAAUACUGUACAAUAUACAUGUAUCACAAUUCCUAUUUGCUUGUAUUGUGAAACAGAUUAAAUCACUUUUUAUUUGCGAGAACUUUAUUUUUGUGUAAUUAAGUGAGACUGUCUGAUCAUAAAAAUUUCAUUCUUGCCUAUAUUUGAUUAAAUAAUUCUUGUUUAUUAAUGAUUAUAUGUAACAAUAACUAACAUUCCUGAAAUUUUUUGUCACUUAUAAAUAUCAAAUAAUUAAAUGUCUCACAAAAAUAAGGUAUCGCAAAAAUAAGGUGAUAUAGAUACAGUAUAAAAAUGUCAAAUGUUGAAUGUGAUAUUGCAAAUAUUCAAAUA
This is a messenger RNA of Saccostrea echinata, 1843 nucleotides long. Its product is annotated as probable thiopurine S-methyltransferase. Gene Ontology annotation, molecular function: thiopurine S-methyltransferase activity. NCBI's taxonomy places the organism in Eukaryota, Metazoa, Mollusca, Bivalvia, Ostreida, Ostreidae. The transcript has a single exon. The coding region runs from base 27 to 707 and encodes 226 amino acids. The record is from RefSeq and is a predicted model, not a curated record.